This is a messenger RNA of Exophiala viscosa, 2545 nucleotides long. RefSeq lists its product as uncharacterized. The transcript has a single exon. The record is from RefSeq and is a predicted model, not a curated record. The coding region runs from base 315 to 2285 and encodes 656 amino acids. NCBI's taxonomy places the organism in Eukaryota, Fungi, Ascomycota, Eurotiomycetes, Chaetothyriales, Herpotrichiellaceae.
GGAAGUGCCUAAGUUGUGGUUGAAGUGCACGCCCGGGUGAAAUUGCCCGGCUCGCCUGCUUUACACGUGAAACGCCCUCCCUUCACAACUGCGACUUCGGUCCCUUCAGGUUUAGCCGCCCGUCGACCACAUUGACCUUCGACCGCAAACCAACAGUAUUUCGACAUUCCAACAGAUAUAUACGACCACAAGCGGACGCAGUUGCUCAGAUACUUCACUGCGACAACCACCAACGCGACAUGUGAGCGCGACAACCUCCACCAAAUAUGUCUUCUUUCAGCAAUCAAUUGGCGCUGUCAUAGCACGAUAACGCAAUGUCCACCUCCAUCAUGCACGCCCCGCCAGUCGGGAGUGCGUCGCCGUCCAGCAAGUCAACCUUGACGCAACAGAUUGAGCAGAGCGAGGGCGAGCUUACUCCACGGUCCCAUAGAAACACCGUUAGAGGUUCACCCAACAAACCUCGAUCCCUCUCAGACGCCCCCAAACCAGUCCUCUCUCCUUCGCCAGCCUUUCGCGAGCCAUAUCGACGAGUUUCCAAGGAUGACUCGGCCAUCACAAGUCCUUCUACCCCGGGCAAACCUCCCACCCCUCUUCGCGGGCUGAGUUUCAACAUGUCUACAAAAGUCGCUUCAGAAAACCCCUCUGGGGCCGACAUUCCCAGAGUGCCAUUGUCUCCAAAAUUGGACUCUUCCCAGAUAUAUGGUUCUCCCUCUUCCAUGCUUCCUAGGAGGUCCCGAGGUCUAGACUAUACGAGAGCCUGCACAAGCUUGCAUCAGACAACAUUAGCAGAGGCUUCUCCGGAUGCUUCACCCAACAUUGGGAGGGGCAUCCAAAUACCCGCAAGAAAGAGCAUGUCAAACAAUGUGCUUGAAUCACCAAGCAAUCAGUCUAGCAAUCUGUGGCACGCUUUGUCGAACGAGAAAACAAAUCUGUCCAGUUCCGUCAGCAGCAUUAAUAUGCUAGGGUCUGACUCUGAUUCCGACAGUGAUUCUGAUUCUGACGAUAUGGCUAUUGACCGCGAAAUGGACGAUGCAAUCCUGAAUACACCUGCUGCAUCAAGGGUCAACGCAGGACUGAUCACGGGUCUCAUGAAUAGCCCAGGCCUGGAGUGGAUGAAUAACCAGCCAUCUCCUGCACAAGCAAGUCUCAUGAGUUUCCAACCACAUCUGAUGAGCUUUAGGCGAGCUCGCAUGAAAAAGGGGAAAAGUCAACAUAGUUCCAGCAGUGUCAGCAUGAAUAGUUCCAAGCCAUCACCAGGGCCUUUGUCACCUGGUGUAUUGAAGAGCGUGGAGAAUGCCAGCGGCAGUUACUUUGGAACGGGACUAACCAAACGGCAAAUCCAGUCUCGGCGCGAAAGUUUGAGUCUGGGUACCAACGAUUUGCACUUGUCGGACAGCGAAGAUAACAACACCAACAAAGCUGUUACUGGGCAGUCCUCCUCCGAUAUGGACGGUCCUGGCGUUGAGGGCCCUCGUGGCGUCAUUCGCAGAGCUGUUACUCGGAGAAGCAACCUCCUCCCGAAAUCGAAAGGCUUCGCUCGGAUUCGCGCUCAGCUGGCCGAAGAGUCGCAGCCUAUCGAAAGCGAAGCUCGACGCGAAGCAGAAGUCGUUCGACAAGUCCAGGAGAACGAUCCCACCGUGUUGCAAGUCACGUCCCCCAUCAUUCCAUCCAACAACGGGUUUGGAGCUGAAGCGGUGGAAGAUUCUAUCGAAGACAUGAUUAUGGAUUCAACACCUGUGCUUGCGCCUGAUAGCUUCAGCCGUCAAGCAGAAAGACAUUCGGGGGGACCACAAUUUUGGGAAGGCUUCGAUCCGACCCGAUUUCGGACACCUCCGCCUGGCAUGCUACCUCGCGAGAGCUCAUCCGCGAUCAGUGAUGAACUUCUGGACACCCCGGGCUCCUCACUUCCAGACAAUUUAGCACUAAAACAUUUCAACCGUUCACGAUCUAGAUCGGUUACGCCGCUGGCCCCGAAUGGACCCACCGCAGGUGAAGUGGCGCGCCGCGUCAAUAACAAACGACGCAGGGAGGAAGAUUUUGAUCCAUCUUAUACCAAACGCCGCGCAGUCUCUCCCGGUAUGAGUGUCCAAAGCAGUCCGGUAAUUCCGCAAAGCCCAGUCUUUAAUAACGACAAGGCUUGGUCUAAACCUCCACCACCCAAAGCGAACGGCCAACACCAAGGAGACCGCAGUAACAGCGCAGGUAGCUUGAAUGGCACGAAAAAGGUUGGCUUGCAAGGAAUGACUGAAACGAACGAAGGAAUCAUGAGCAUGAGCAUUGACUAAAACAUUUUCUGGGGCACUUUUGAUGGAAGCGAGGCGUUUCGGGGUUCUAUUCAACGCAGGUGUAUUACAUUUGAUUUUUCUUGCCCAGGGCAACAUCAGUCUGUAUCAAGGGGAGACCGAAUGAGGAAGCUACCAUGAUCGUGAAUACUGUCAACAUUGAUAUCGCGGCUUUCAUUGCAAAAACAUUACGUGCUUCGCGUCGAAAAGUGUAGAUCUAUACGGAGUCUGAUACCCCACAUCAGGCUGCGACUCCCUGAACG